This is a messenger RNA of Adineta steineri, 1086 nucleotides long. NCBI's taxonomy places the organism in Eukaryota, Metazoa, Rotifera, Eurotatoria, Adinetida, Adinetidae. The record is from the annotation of a GenBank genome assembly.
AUGAAACUAGAAGAUUUACCAGGUGAAUUAUGGUUUACUAUUUUAUCCUAUUUAUCACCUUUGGACGCUUUCUAUGCGUUUAAUAAUAUGGAUAAUGCACGUAUACAUUCAAUUCUAACUGAUAUGUAUUUAAUUCGACGUGAUGAAGAUAAUUGUUCAUCGAUUAUAAAUAUAUCUCUUGCUCAUAUUCCAUUAUUUAUGUAUAAUUUUGCUGUAUCAAAUGUUAUUUCAUUUUAUUCGAAUAUAAUUCAUUCACUAACAUUAUCCAAUGACCAAACACCUGAUCAAAUAAAUAAUUUUCUUGAAAAAUAUUCAUUUAAAUAUGAUUUUACAUAUUUAAAAUGUUUACAUCUUAUUGAACCAUCAUCAAAUGAAUUUAAUUUGAUAAUAAAUGAUUUAUCUAAUAUAAAUAUGCUUAAUAUUCAAUCAAAACAAAUGCAUUCAUUUGAUAUUAAUACUAUCCAACAAAUUCUCUAUAAUAAACCAACAAUAAAACAUUGUUGUUUAAGUCAAUUUCGACAAGAUUUUAUUUUAAAUAAUUCAUAUUCAUUUAUACAAAAAUUAAAUAUUAAUUCAUGUGAUUAUUUAUGUUUUAUUAAUAUACUUAAUCAUUUUUAUUUACUUGAAAAACUAUCAAUAAAUAUACUUUCAAUGUCACGUAAUGCUGUUUUAUCAUCAAUUGAUUUAAUACAAAAUCCAGUAUUAAUUAAAAAUCUUAAAAUACGUGCAUUUAGUAUUCCAUUCGAUUAUUUUCAAAUAUUAUUUCCUUUUUUAGAAAAUAUUCAAAUAUUUUCAUUUGCUAUUGUUUGUGAUGAAGGUUUUGAUUAUGUUAAUAAUGACAAAUGGCAAAUGAUUAUUAGUAAUUAUUGGCCAUUAUUAAGAAAAUUUCAUAUUUAUAGUGAAUUAUGGCAUUUAACACCGAUUGAUUUUGAUGAACUUUGCCCACAAUUAUUUUCAUUUAGAAAUGAUUCAUUUUGGACUGAACGUCAAAUACAAUUUAUGAUUGAUUUUUAUCAAGAUAAAAAUGAUGUUCAUCUGAUUUUCUAUUCUAGUCCAUAUCCAGAUAAAAGAUUUUCUAAUCAGUAA